Equus caballus (horse) is the source of this 1182-nucleotide messenger RNA. The record is from RefSeq and is a predicted model, not a curated record. Lineage: Eukaryota; Metazoa; Chordata; Mammalia; Perissodactyla; Equidae.
GGGGCGGGGCCUUUGGGGAACUCGGGGAGGGGCGGGCCUGCGGGGGCGGGGCUAACGUCCGCUUCUCGGGCCUUGGGGGCGGGCGGGAGUGGCGGUCCUGUCCCGGGCCUACGCGCACAGCCCGGGAGACUCUAAGGGGAGGGCACUCGGGCCGUGCGGGCGGCGUCCUGACUGGCGGCGCUAGGACCCCGUGGGGAGCGGCGGGGGCGGAGCGGGCGGCGCCAGGACCCGGGGGAACCGCGGCGGGCGGGCGGCGAGCAGGCCCGGGGGCCGGGAGGCUGCGGGCGGCGGCGCUGGGCCCGGCGCGGCGAGAGUCCCCGAGAUGCCGAGCAAGAAGAAGAAGUACAACGCCCGGUUCCCGCCGGCGCGGAUCAAGAAGAUCAUGCAGACGGACGAAGAGAUUGGGAAGGUGGCGGCGGCUGUGCCUGUCAUCAUCUCCCGGGCGCUCGAGCUAUUCCUGGAGUCGCUAUUGAAAAAGGCCUGCCAGGUGACCCAGUCCCGAAAUGCUAAGACCAUGACCACAUCCCACCUGAAGCAGUGCAUUGAGCUGGAGCAGCAGUUUGACUUCUUGAAGGAUUUGGUGGCUUCCGUCCCUGACAUGCAGGGGGAUGGGGAAGACAACCACGUGGAUGGGGACAAGGGUGCCCGCAGGUGGGGCACCAGGGCCAGUGUCCAGGUGGAGAAGGCCAAGGCCACUGGGGUUGGGGGUGGCUGGGGGGUGGCGAAGGAGGGGAGUGACCUCUGGACAGAUGGACUGUACCUUCCCGAAGGGGCCGGAAGUCGGGCAGCGGUGGUCGGAAGAACGGUGGGAUGGGAAGCAAAGGCAAGGACAAGAAGCUGUCGGGGACAGACUCGGAGCAGGAGGAUGAGUCUGAGGACACAGACACCGACGGGGAAGAGGAAACAGCGCAGGCUGCACCCCAGGCCAGCCACCCCCCUGCCCACUUUCAGAGCCCCCCGACACCCUUCAUGCCCUUUGCCUCAACUCUGCCUCUGCCCCCAGCGCCCCCGGGCCCCUCAGCACCUGAUGCAGAGGAUGAAGAAGAUUAUGACUCCUAGCGCCCUCUGCCCCCCAGGCCACACCCCCUUUUAGUUGGUUUUAGUUGCUCUGGGGGGAGGAGAGAAAAUAGAAUUGUUCUUAAAUUUAUUAAAAAAAUAAUAAUAAAAGGGAAUGCCAGUGUC